GGAAAAAACAGCUCACAAAGAAAAGAAGAAGGAGAUAGUAGAGGAUGAGGAAAAUGGAGCUGAGGAGGAUGACGAAGAGAAUCCUGAUGAUGUGGAUGAGGAAGAAGGUGGUGAUGAGGAUGAAGAAGGAGAUGAGAAUGGGCAAGAGCAAGAUGGUCAUGCAGAAAAACGAUCUGCAGAGGAGGAAGAGAAUGAAGUGGAUCCAAAGAGACAGAAGACAGAAAAUGGGUCUUCAGCUUGAGUCCUCCCCUCCCGUCUCCUCUGUUCCGUCCAUCUCUCCUCCUCCAUUCCAGCCUGUGCUUGCACUGUCCAUUAGCCUCUGGCUUCACACAAUCUCAGAUGAGGAAAGAUUAGAAAUGCUCUCAAACAGGGAAGAGAGUUUCCUUCUCACCCAAAGAUCUAUCCCAUCUGUGACGUUCCCCAGCAGAAAUUAUUCCAGUCCCCUGCAUCCCCUCAGCUGUGCCCCAUUUACAAACGAUCCUCUUCUCUCAAGAAUCUCAUCGUUUCCUGGGGCCCAGUGCGUAACUGUGCCAGGCCCGCAGGCCAGGCUCUUCGCCUGCCCUCCAUUUUUUUUGGUCACUAGUACGUCUGAGAUUCUCGACAGCUUCUGCUCCCCAAACCUGCUGUCAGAUGUCCUCCCUGAGUCCAGGAGGCUGCGGGCACAGAUCUCAUGGUGCGUUUUCCAGUCCUAAGCCUCCUCCCAUCUGCUUUCCCACUGAACCCUGGGAGACAAAAAGAAUAUUACAAGCAAAUAAUGGUUCUAUUAAACCGCACACAGAGAUAGAAUUUAUUUUAAGCUUUUUUUUUUUCCCAAGUUUACAUGACAGCUAGCUGGCCCUUGUGAAUUUUUCAGAAUAUAAUGGUUGUUUUUAUAUAUGAAUUUCAUCUGAACUGUGUAUUUUUUAAUUUGGAGGCUUUUUUAAAACAAAUCAAGAGAGAAACAAUUGGGGACCAAACUUUGAUUUCCAUUUUUUCCCUUCGGAUUUUCUUGUGACUGUUUUUUGUAAAUUAAAGGCAAUAUAGCCACAGCAUUUUCUAUGGCACAGACAUCACGAGGAUGAUAGAUAUAAAUAUAUAUAUUGUUUUCAACUAGCACUGUAAAUAAAAGCGUUUAAAAAUAUUUCAAA
This is a messenger RNA of Mesitornis unicolor (brown roatelo), 1127 nucleotides long. RefSeq lists its product as uncharacterized. Lineage: Eukaryota; Metazoa; Chordata; Aves; Mesitornithiformes; Mesitornithidae. The record is from RefSeq and is a predicted model, not a curated record.